UGAUCAGCUGUCUGGCGUACACUGUUCUCGUUAUAUUGUUAUUUAACUUCUAAAAGGUAUCCAGAAGUUAUUACCGGCAUUGUUUUAAAUGGGUCUUUUUACCAAAGCUGAAGCGAAGACACCAGUGGAUUCCCCUGUAGAGAUCACAGAGGCUCCACCCAAUACAGGGCCGCCAGCAAGUGAUAAUGGCGAUACACUCAAGUCAAGAUUUAAAGAAUGGGGUUAUGAUUUGUAUCCCGAAAGAAGAGGAGAAACAUAUAAGCCCAAAUGGUCGAAGAUUUUGCUAGGUAUGGAAGGACGCGAAAAUAUCGACAAUGUAAAAUGUGAGCGUAACGUGUACUGGUGUGUGAAAAAUAGUCCAUUGGUGAAACUAAUGAUGGGCGCUUUGCGUAGUUCUGGUUGUCCAAUCGACCUGCGUCGUCAUAUAUCCUGCGAAGUGUGUGAUACCACCGUAACUGGCGGCUAUGAUCCAGUGUUGAAUCAAAUUGUUGUAUGCCAGAACAUGGCACGGAACGAAGGCAUGGUCCAGGGUGUGCUUACACAUGAAAUGAUACACAUGUUCGAUUACUGUAACAACGAAUUGGAUUUCCGGAACAUCGACCAUUUAGCCUGUACUGAAAUUAGAGCAGCAAAUUUGGCACAUUGUUCAUUUUUAAGCGCAAUGAUGCAAGGUGAUGCUUCGAUAUUUGAUAUAAAACAAGCUCAUCAGAACUGUGUAAAAACGAAGGCGAUGCAAUCGGUUUUGGCAGUGCGGAAUGUAAGUAAACUUGAAGCGAAAGAAGCAGUGGAGCGCGUGUUCCCAAAAUGCUACGCCGACUUGGAGCCGAUAGGGCGACGCAUACGACGCAAUUCACCCGACCAGCAUAAAGCUUACAUGGAAGGACCAAUGUAUGGUUAUGAUGUUUAGCAGGAAUGUAUUUGCUGUUUUGUGCGUAGUUCUUUUAUGACUAUACAAUUGCUGAAAUUUAAUUUUUUAUGAUAAAAAUUAUAAUUCAUUAAUAUUAGCUGUAAAAAGUAAUUUUGUUAAUUUUGCUGUUAUUAGUGACAAAUGACGUAAGUUGUUUUCAAUAAAAGCUAGCGUCAAAUAUUUUUAAAGUA
Messenger RNA from Anastrepha obliqua, 1098 nucleotides. Its product is annotated as mitochondrial inner membrane protease ATP23 homolog. Gene Ontology annotation, biological process: mitochondrial protein processing; mitochondrial proton-transporting ATP synthase complex assembly. Gene Ontology annotation, molecular function: metalloendopeptidase activity. The coding region runs from base 89 to 907 and encodes 272 amino acids. Lineage: Eukaryota; Metazoa; Arthropoda; Insecta; Diptera; Tephritidae. The record is from RefSeq and is a predicted model, not a curated record. Gene Ontology annotation, cellular component: extrinsic component of mitochondrial inner membrane. The transcript is spliced from 2 exons.